This is a messenger RNA of Trematosphaeria pertusa, 5562 nucleotides long. RefSeq lists its product as uncharacterized. The coding region runs from base 449 to 5221 and encodes 1590 amino acids. The transcript is spliced from 7 exons. Gene Ontology annotation, biological process: transmembrane transport. NCBI's taxonomy places the organism in Eukaryota, Fungi, Ascomycota, Dothideomycetes, Pleosporales, Trematosphaeriaceae. The record is from RefSeq and is a predicted model, not a curated record. Gene Ontology annotation, cellular component: membrane. Gene Ontology annotation, molecular function: protein-macromolecule adaptor activity; transmembrane transporter activity; identical protein binding.
CACAUGCUUUGUGAUCGAUAUCGAAAGGCGUUAAUAGAUGAACAAAAGUCAAGUUACCAAUCUGGCCGAAGCAUCAUGAUAUUCUCUCGACACUUCAAGAAACUUGGCCACUGAUCGUUACGCAAGAAGACUACAACGGAGUGCGUUCAAGACCUUCAAGCCAUGUAACACCAUUUCACCACAUGCAAUCAAAGGAAUCGCCAUACCCACAGUCUCGUUGUAACCAUGGCUGCACAUUCAUGAUGAUAGCGUCCUCGAAGCCCGAGCAUCUCCACAAUCGUGCUCCUUAGUCAGCAGCCUCCCCGGAAUCGCACCUCGGCAAAGCAACGAUCUGCAAGCAUAGAGUGCGGACCCUGUCCAGAUCCCGCCUGGCCCGCUACACUGCAGCAAAGAUAAGUUUCCCUCCGCUCCUCUGCGCUGCCAUGACCCCUCUCACACCGUUUCCACGAUGCCGAAAAGCCCGCCGACGCAGGAGUCAGAAGAGCUAGCUGUGGACGUUCAGAAUGGCGUAGAGGAAGAGCAGGAAGAAGCGAGAAAUGAAGAUAAGGAAGCUUUGGAGCGCCGAAUACGGUUAAAGGUGGAUUUCCGACUGUGCAGUAUCGCGGGGAUCCUGUGCAGUCUGAAUUUGCUCGAUAGCGGCGUGAUUUCGAGCGCUUCGGUGACGUCGAUGCUGUCGGAUCUGCAUCUAGAUCAAGGGAAUCGAUACUCUGUGUCGAUUUUUAUAUUUACUAUUGCGUCUAUCGCUUUCCAGCUGCCGUCAACCAUUGCGGUCCGGACGUUUGGCCCCAGGAUCUGGUUCUCGUUGAUCACUGUCUCCUUUGGCAUCAUUACGCUAUGCACGGCUUUUGUGACGACGUGGAGGCAGAUGAUCGCGCUAAGAGUGUUACUGGGUAUCGCUAUGAGUGGGGUGUAUCCGGGGCUAACGUACCUCGUAUCGACCUGGUAUACGAGAAAAGAGCAGCAGCUUCGGUUUGCUCUCCUUCAGAGCGGCGAAGUCACCGUGCUAGCAACUGGAGGCAUUGUCAACUUCGGACUGAACCAGCUGGACGGGAGGUCUGGACUGAAGGGUUGGCAAUGGAUGUUCAUUGUCCAGGGUACUAUAACAGCCUUCAUCGGCAUCGUAACCUUCUGGUGGAUGGUGGAUUUUCCUGAGAAUGCUCACCAGAGCUUCAUGUUUCUCUCCGAAGAGGAAACGCAAAUCGCUGCCAGUCGAAUCGAGAAGGACCGGGGAGAUGUCGAAGUUGAGCCUUUCGCAUGGAAGAAAGUCCUCAUUCACGCCACCGACCCCAAAGUCUACGGCUUCUGCACGCUCUAUUUCCUGCAGAACCUGGUUUCGACAGCGCUCUCGUACUUUCUCCCCAUCAUCCUGCAAGGCGGCAUGGGCUUCUCGACCAAUGACGCCAUUCUGCUCUCCGCGCCACCGUACUACUACGCCGUCAUUCCAGCCAUCCUGUCCUCCCUCAUCGGCGACAAAUACCAGCUGCGCGGUCCUAUCAUCACCUUUAACUCGCUCUGUCUCAUCGCCGGCUUCUGCAUGCUUGGCUUCAGCAAUCAAGUCACUGUGCGAUACGUGGGUACGUAUCUAGCGACAGGCGCAUACGUGGCCAACUGGGCGGGCAUGGCGACAUAUCAAGCGAACAAUAUCGUGGGUCAGUGGAAGAGGGUCUUUACUGCAGCGGCCAUUACCGCGUGUAAUGGAGCGGGCGGCAUCGCAGGAAGCUUUAUCUUCAGACAGCAAGAGGCGCCGAGAUAUAUGACGGCGAUAUGGGUGUCGAUUGGUGCCGCGCCUCCAACCACCACGAUGGUGUUCUUGGGCAUAUACCGCGCCGUCUACGACUAUGCUCCGCAGGGCGACAACGAGCUCGCCUUGGCAGAGGGCGACCUGCUGAUGGUGCUGGAGAAGUCGACCGAGGACGACUGGUGGAAAGCAAAGAAGAAGGGCUCGGAUGAUGAAGAGGAGGAGCCCGAGGGAUUGAUCCCGAACAAUUACGUCGAAGAGGCGGCACCCAUCUCCAAAGCCAGAGCCCUCUACGACUACACGCGCCAGACCGACGAAGAGCUCUCCUUCAAGGAAGACGCAACCCUCGACGUCUACGACACCACAGACCCGGACUGGACACUGGUGGGGGUCGACGGCGACUAUGGCUUUGCUCCGGCAAACUACAUCGACCUCAAAGAGGGUGUUGCUGCUGAGCCGAUAGCAUCUCCGGGACUCCCUCCCAGGCCUCCUGCUCCAGCUGCCGCGCCCGACUCAGACGACGAGCAGCAGCCCCCGACACCGGAUAGUCCAGUACACCAGAGUCCAGCUGCGGCACUCGCGGGCAUCCUUCAGAAGAAGUCUGAGCAAACCGCGGCUCCACGGUCGGCCAUUUCUCCUCCACCCCACGUCAGCGCCCCGACGCGCCGGGUGCAGUUCACGCCGGAAGAGUCCGACGAAGAAGCACCGCCCCCUCGUCUCCCGCAGAGACCACCGUCCCAGACAAUCUCGCCGCCGCCCACGCAAUAUGCCUCUCCGCGCUCUCCCGAGUCACCUCCGGUCAGAUCUCCACCCCCUCGGAGUGUCACUUUCGACCAAUAUGAUCGCCGCGACGAACCGCCUCCAACGCCACUUUCCGGCUCAGGAUACCACUUGUACAACAUCUAUGAAUACCUGACGCAACCGGGGAAGAACAAGAAAAUGCCGAUCACGUUGGGCAUCAACAUUCCCAAGGGCAUGAUCAUGAUUGCGCCGGAGAAGUCGCGCGACGGACCGCAGCAGGAGUGGAGCGCGGAUAAGCUGGAAUACUACUCUCAGGAAGGGAAGCAUGUGUUCAUGGAGCUUAAGCGGCCCAGUAAAAGCGUCGACUUCCACUGCGGGGCCAAGGACACAGCGACCGAAAUCAUCUCGGCGCUUGGAGAACUGUCUGGGGCCGCAAAGGGCGCUGGCCUGCGAGAGGUGCUGGCUGCCGGCUCUGGACAUUCGAAUGUGCAAAAGAAAGGCGUAAUGCUGUUCGAUUUCAUGGCACAAGGCGACGACGAGGUGACGGUCGGCCUCGGCGACGAGAUUCUGGUUCUCGACGACUCUGCCAGCGAUGAGUGGUGGAAAGUCCGAAGACUGAAGAACGGCAAGGAGGGUGUGGUGCCGGCUAACUACGUCGAAGUCACAGAAACCGUGCCGAUCUCCUCCGCCGCCGCUACGCUCGCUCGCUCCGGGACUAAUGCUGGACGAUCGGUGGUGGAACAAAACAGGCUGGAGGAAGAGGAGCUUGCUCGCCAAAUGUCGAAGGCUAGAAAACGUGAGAGCGACGUCAAGGCUGAUCAGAGAAGCAAGCGCGAAAGUACUGCGAAAGACUCCAAGUCCUCAAAACCGAAUCCUGUCAAAGUACGAACAUGGACCGACCGCUCCGGCUCAUUCAAGGUCGAGGCUGAGUUCCUGACGGUCAAAGACGGGAAGAUCCAUCUCCACAAAGUCAAUGGUGUUAAGAUUGCCGUUCCUGUGCCGAAAAUGUCUGUCGAAGAUCUGGAAUACGUCGAGCGUGCCACUGGAAUUUCACUGGACGAUGACAAGCCACUCUCAGAGAUCAAGCGGAAGAGCACACAGCGCGCCAAGGACAAGGACCAGGCCACCCGAUCCGCGUCAGGAAUAACUGUCGAGUCGAAGCCUCAAUACGACUGGUUCGACUUCUUCCUCCAGUGUGGAGUCAAUCCGCAGAUCUGCGAACGAUAUGCGCAGGCUUUCACCAGAGACCAAAUGGGUGAAGAGAACAUGCCGGACAUUUCUGAGAAGCUGCUGCGGACGCUCGGUCUUAAAGAAGGCGAUAUCCUCCGCGUGAUGAAGCACCUGGACGCCAAGUACGGGCGUGCCGAACGCGAGAAACGCAGCGUUAGCUUUGGUGGCGCCUCCGUAAUCGAAAACGGCGAGGAAGGUAGUAGUGGUGGCCUCUUCUCUGGACCAGGCGGUGCCUUGAGGAAUAACACUCGAAAAGGACGGCCUGCUCCUCCUGUCCAGACGAACGACGUCGUGGAUGCGAAGGCGUUCGAGCAGAAGACCGACGAGGCAGUCAAGAAGCCUGCAGAUUCGACACCAACUCCGUUAACAUCUGCUCCUACGCCGGAAAAGAAAGUUGAAGGAUUUGACGACAAUGCUUGGGAGGUCAAGCCUUCAAGACAGCCAGCCCCGGCUACCUCAAUGCCUUCAACUUCAGCUCCUGCGCCUGCGCCUGCACCAGCCCCGCAACCACCCGCUCUCACAGGCUCAAUGGGUGAACUGUCUCUUUUGGAUAUGCCUGCUCUUAAGCCUGAGGUACAGGCGCAACCGACCCCUCCAGCGCCAGCGCCAGUGCCAGCGGCAUCUCAGCCUCCUGCGCAGCCAGCACAACCUCAGGGUGCUACUCAGUCACUAUUCGAUCAAGUAGCAGCGGUCAAGGCUAUGGCGCCCCAGCAGCUCGCUCCACCACGGGUCCGACCAACAGCGCCUCAGCAAACGGGGCAAGGAGGCCUCAUUGCUCCUCCACCACAGCGUGCUUCUUCAGCACCCCAGAACCCGCAACAGAGCGCUUUCGGCCCACCUCCGCCCUUGCAGCCUCAACUUACAGGCUACAAUCCGAACAUGCACACGCAGGUUUCGCCUCCCGGUCAGAGCUUACAAGAUCUCAACAUGCAGCGAAUGCAGCAGCAGAUGACGGGUUACCCCCAACAGAACCCGCAGUUCCAGGGCCAGCAAAACCCUCAAUUCCAGUUCCAACAGAAUGGCAUGAUGCCUCAACCGACGGGCUUCAACGCGAUGUCCCCGCCGCCACAACAGCCACAACAGACAGGCUUCGCUCCUAUGAUGCAACCGCAGCCGACCGGCUUCCAGCCCGGGAUGCAGCAGAAUUUCCAGCCGGGAUUCCAGCAAGGCUUCCAGCAGAAUGGCCCAUUGCAGCCUAUGCAGAUGCAACCUACGGGUUUCCAAACCUUCUCUCCGCCGCCGCUUAACCCGCAGGCCACGGGCGUCAACCGUUUCUUGCCUCCUGCCCUCCAGGCGCAGCCGACCAGCUUCGGUCAGACGCAAAGUCCACCGCCUAUGCCACCAAUGCCUCCAAUGCCGUCGAUGCCAACAGCUCAACCCUUGGUACCGCAGAAGACGGGGCCAGCACCUCCUAUCAGGUUUGGAGUGCAGCCGGCGAAGAAGCUGACGCCGCAGCCGACGGGGAGGGCUAACCUUGCCAAAGCUACGCCCCAUAACCCAUUCGGCUUCUAAGAUCACGCACCUCCACGUCGUGCUGUUAUAUACGCAUUGUAUAUAGUUUCGACAUGGGAGUUCUAUUUUCAGGGGUUUAGCCAUGGAUGCAUGGCAUACGCAUUAAGCUUUCCGUCGCUGCAUUACUAUCCUCUGCAUGGCGCUCUUCUUGGCCUCGUUCGCUUCUCGUGGUAUAUUUAUUGGUCUGGCUUGGCGCUUCCCGUAGCGAAGAGGAGGGUAAUGAGAUUAGGAGGACAGGCGAGGUGUUUGCAUCAGCACAACAUAUGCAGGAUGAGGAAUCAAUGGACUUUUGAAGUAUGUUGUAGUAUAUUUUUAAUGCAUGAGAGUAUGAGUAUUUCCGG